CUCUCUCUUCUCCUUCUCGACACUCUCUCGCCAUCGCUCUCGUAUUCCUCUAAUUCUUCGCCUUGAGAGAGAGAUUCCUUCUUUUUUCUCUCUCUUUUUUUGAGAGGAGACCUCCCGGUAAUCGCGACGUUCUUCCGAAGAUUCGCUACGGGAUCACUCUCGCGGCGAUUUUCGCGGAUCUUGCGGUCCUGAGAAGAGGACGAAGAAAAGGACGAAGAAGAAGAAGAAGAAGUAGUCUUCGCUGCUUUGGUGUCUUUGCACUUGGUGUCUUUUGCCGGUAUUGGUCAUUUCCUCUUGGAAACUGCUAGGAAGGAGAUCUGGGGGACAUGACGACGACGGGGAGAUUCGAGGCGGUCUCGCUGCUGCUUCUCGCAAUCACGGCGUUUGGCGCGUGCGAUGGCGAGUUACCUAGGCCGAGCUACACCCGGACGAUGCUGAAGGUCUCCCGAAGUCUGCCGGGCGAGACGGAGGAGCUGAAAGUUCGCACGAGCGAGGGCACCCUCGCCACCUUGAUCGUGAAGCGGCGAGAUAAGUCGUCAGUCAGCUUCGAUGAUUCCAAACCGACGCCGCAACUCCCUCAGGAAGAAUCCAACGGCACUGCGGAGACCAAUAGCAACUCCACGAGGCCCGAUGACGACAAAAGCGACGCCGAGAAGAAGAACGAAGCCAGGAGGCUCGAGGAGGCGCAGGUGGAGCAGAUCAAAGCGACGUUCUCCAAGUCCUCGGGAGCGAAGGAUGUAAAACUCGACAGAAAUCAACCUGAUCGACCUGUCAGCCUGAUCGACUACGGAAAUUGGACGCCUCUGGACGCGGACGGCAGAGUUUUGAAGCAGGAACAGCCGAAGGAGGGACAGGAUAAGGAGGUGGAGGAGUAUCGAAAUUGGAAGCCGUUGCAGACGAGCCCGGAGACCGCGGGCGAAGAGAGCCUUAACUACGACAGGUUCAACGAGGCCGGAUUCACUGGCGGAAUCCUGUUCGCCAGGCACUUCCAGGAUCGGAGCCAGAGGAACCUUGAGCUUGAGGAUCGUGACGACAAGAACGAGCGGGCACUUUAUUACACAUACGUGCCACGGCAGUCCCGGCCACUGACGAGAACGAACAUCGGUGCGAACCUGUCGAAGAACCGCGAUGGCAAGGCCGUGCCGCCGGAGGUGGUCAUCAGGUCGGAGAUCAACGUGAAGACGGUACCGAAGAGAUCCACCUUAUCGUUGGACAGCGACGGCACGCCGGUUAUUCAUGGCACGAGGGUGCCCGACGAGCCCAUAGACAAGAUACAGACCUGGAGGAACGCCCGGGUUAUCAACAACAAACUGGUAGCCGAGGGCAGCCCGACGCCCGCCACCGAAGCCACCGUCGGGAUCCCGUAUUCCAAUGACAACCUGGAGAAGAAGCUGCGCUUCGAGAAAUUCUUCAAGGACGUCAAUCGAAGGUACGGCCGCAACUACGACGAAGAGGGCCGCAACGUAUACUUCGAGUGGGACCCGAGAAACUACAAGAACGAGGCGCUGAAGGCCGAGGUGUACGAAACGCGCAACGACCAAUAUCGCGCGAGCGUUCACAAGCGGAUGUUGCACCCGGACAGCGUCGCCAACUACCCCAUCUCCCAGCGCUACACCCCGCCUAGCCAGACGAUCGCGCCCAUGACCUUGAAGCCGGGCGCACGAGCGCCAGUCCUUCAGUAUGCCCACCCCGAGCUGGGCGUGCAGCCGGCCAAGAUCGUGAAGAACGAGAAACGCCGGCCGGAUAACUUCCCGGAGAACCAGCACUCCUUCACCGAGCAGCGCCACAAGAAGAAGUACGUGCUGAACGACAAGAACAUCGUGGACAGCUACACCACGAAGAACUACUACCCGAACCAGCACUUCUACGGUCUCAAGCGGCCGAACGAGCCGCCCUUCUGGGUGAAGAUCUCCGAGAAUCUAAAGAACCAGUUCUCCACCGGCGUCGAGCGGGUCUCGCAGUUCACCAGGCCGGUGAUCGACCCGCUGGUGGAGGCCACCCACAAGAUCUCGCAGAAUCUCGGCCUGUCCAAGGGCAAAGAGGCACAGGACAAGAUCGGCACGGUCGCCUCGGGCACCAGCAUCCUCAUACCGGCUCUUGGUCUGGUCGCUUCCGGCGCCGCGCUUGGCAUAGGCGCGGUGGCGGUCGGCCGAUACCUUGACGUGGACGUGCUGAAGCGCUCCAACGCGGACGAGUUCGAUCUCGAGCACAAACGAGCCUUGGAAGCGGCCGGGGACAACCUGAGGCUCGUCGCCGCAGACGGAAACGCAAAGUUGAACGAAGCCGCGCCCGGGACGCUCUACGUGCUGCGGAAUGUCCCACCUCACGACGACAAGACAGACGAAGGCGCGAGUUCGGCGGAGAGCGAUGGAGUCUUUUUGGUCCUCGAGGAGGACAGGCAGAACUCCGAGCGGGUGGAGAACCGAGAGAGCAAGCAGCUGGUGGACGAGAAGGACUACGUGGAGACCGGCGGGCGCAGGAGGAGGAGCCUCGACUACCUGAAAAUCUUCAAGAAGGAGGCCGAUAUGAGGAACCUUGUACGUAGCAAGCGUUUCCAGCGGAAAGGCGCCGACCCCAUCAGCGAGAUCGUGGAGAUUGACAUGCCAGCCGAGGGACGCAUCGAUAUCACCGAGUUCUUGUUCCCGAAGACGAAGAACGAACGGAUUGCGAAUAAGAACACGAUCCUGGUCUUCGAAGGCGGUUCGACGAAGACCCCAUCGGAGAACUUUGGCUUGAACCCGUCGGAUCGGCAGGACAAGUCGGGCAACAGCGCGACGGUCGCUGGGAACGUCGUCAGCGACUCGCGAGACGCGACCUUGAUGAUCUCGUUGACGGAAGACGACGGAAGUCGACGAGCCGCAGGCCAAGAGACCAGCGACGCUCUUCCCACGCUGGGAGACGCAUCGCGCAUUCUCGACCGUGAUCUCGCGGAGGCGAAUAGCGGAGAGGUCGCGGAGGGGUCGAGCGGGACGACCGACGCGGGCAGCAGGCGGCGAAAGCGAAGCAUUGAGAGCGAUCAGGAGCUGGAGGACGCGCUGCAGAAUCUGGAGAACGCGGAGGUAGCCGAGGUCGCUCACGUGCAAGGCGACUGGACGAAUACACCUUGCGCCAAGAGGAUAUUCUGCGACACGAUGAUCCAGCGGGGCCCCGACGCCGUGGUGCUCAUGGAGAAGAAGAUGGCGGCGCUACUGAGACUGAUCCAGCCGGGGGCAGCCGUUCACGUGUCCAGCCACUUCGAGGAGGUCAUGCACGCCAUCAGGAGACACGACUGUUCCAGCUUCCUGUGUCCGCAGGCGAGACCGGGGAACAUCUUCUUCUAGAUGCCGUCGCGCUAUUCAAUUUAAACUGAACGAGGGAGGAAGGCGAUCGGAGGUUUAGGCGGGCCAAUGAGAGUGUGAGAUGCAGCUACAAGUACGUGAUGCGAAUUGAUAAACAAUAUAACGCUUCGUCACACAAGGCAAUAAAGAUUUCGAAACUAAUUCGAAUCCUCAGGGUCGAACGGAUAUUUUAAGAUAAUAUCGACUCGUCUUUCGCGCGGCUUUCAGCAGAAACGUGAACGUUCCAAUUAACGACCGAGCGACUCUAUCAGGGAAAUGAAUUAAUAAAUUCACAAUGUUAAGUACACAAAAUUGAUUUCGUCGGAGAUUUUGAACAUUUAGCGUUCUAAUUUAUCUGAAUUUAUUCAUAAUAUUUUCCCAGAAAUAACUGGAGGAUCAUAUUUUUAGCGAUGUAGCAGUUGAUAUUGUUUUUCGCAGCUUAGUUUUGAAGAAACUAAAAUAAUUAAUGGACAUUAAUUAUCAAUUUUCAAGAUAUCUGGGUUUUUUUACCAUGGCUUUGGACUUUAUUCGAAACUUGUUAUAUUUUGUGACAAUAUAUAAAAUGUAGAGCGCAAAAACACAUGUUUUUGGGUAAAUAUGAACUCAUAUUGACUGAUUUAUCAAAGAAAACAUAAAUAAUUGUCAUAAAUUGAGACGUUCUUAUCGUUUUAAAUGUUUUAAAUGUCUUAUCGUUUUGAAUGAUACCGAAGGAGAUCCGAAUUAGAAUCGAAGUGACCGUUGCCUCUUCGCGAAUGACGAGCUCCGCUCUUCACUAAUUACACUACGCGCUCGCAGCCGCGUCUCAGCCCUUCGGUCGGCUCGCGUAAGCUUUCGAUUUCUACAACUUAGCUAUUCAGGCAUAAGUGUUUCAUAGAUGUUGAGACGAUCGAGUCAAGACGAAAGACUUCCGCUCGAAAUCCGAGCGAGCGCAUUUCGAUUUCGCGCCACGAUUUCGCGACCACAGCACGUCCUCGUCGAGUCGGCGUCUGGCCGAUACUGUACAUACUUGCCAUCGAGGCGACCUUAUUUAAUAUGCACUCGUGUUACUUAGACGAUUAAGCGUAGAGUUUAGGGGAGAAAGUGAGAAUUUCGGCGGGAGGCCAGUCGGUACGCUCGCAAGUCUCGAGUUCGCCGUUUCGCACGAUCGUCGGUGAACGCUUCCGCCGAAUGCUUCACUUUGUGCUAUUCUUGAACAACGUCGAGUUCCGACGUUUCCCCAUCAGGUGUAUCUUGCGCCUGUAUGAGUUACACUCGGCCCCAGGACGGUUUGCACAUGGUUUCCCCAGACGAGAUCGCACUGCGGAUUGUCGCAAUUGAGAGAUGCUGUUGACGCGUUCGCGCGCUGGAUCGGUUGCGAGAGCAGCCGGGGCGGCGUUUUACACGGUGUAAAUAUUAAAAUACCGCGUAAACUUAUUGUACCUUUGCGUGGUAUCGAUGAAAGCACAAUAAAAAUGCUCAUGUCCUUUAGCCGAAUCCUCGCAGUUGCAGUCGCGGCGUCUCUCAAUCGCGGUGGUCCGACGAGCAUCUCACACUAGAUUGCGUCGAGACCGUUUUGCAGCCAAGUGUACAUGCAAUUCGACUUGACGCUGGAAAUUAGGAGCGAUUGAAGUAUUAUUACGCGAAGCUUAUUAAUCCACAGGCGAAGCCGCCCCAGCGCGCUGGCUAGAGGAGGUAUAUUUAUUUGUGUCCUUUUGUACGCACGUACGGCAUCGUGUCUGUAAGUAAUAAAUCAUAUUUUUGUGAGAGAGA
Messenger RNA from Harpegnathos saltator (Jerdon's jumping ant), 5066 nucleotides. RefSeq lists its product as uncharacterized. The record is from RefSeq and is a predicted model, not a curated record. Bases 327 to 3320 code for a protein of 997 amino acids. Lineage: Eukaryota; Metazoa; Arthropoda; Insecta; Hymenoptera; Formicidae. The transcript is spliced from 4 exons.